AUGCCAAACGGCCACGCCCACCCACCCCAUCCGCCCCACCCCCCACAACACGCCGCCCCGACGAACCACCGCGCGCACACGCAGGCGCCGAAGGAGCGCAUCAAUGUUCAAGCUGUCCCCUCCGUCACGGUGCAGAACAACGAGCUCGUCGUUGGUGAUUCCAAUACCAGUUCGGUACGAUCGUAUACACCGCUCAAGGUGGUCGGAGAUGGAUCUUUUGGCACGGUAUGGUUAUGCGAUUGGCAUGGGACGCUACCGCCCAAUACACCCGUGUCUGCCAUGCAAUGCGGGCCCGGGGCGAGGCCCGAAUACGCGGGCAAGAGGCUGGUCGCCGUCAAGAGGAUGAAAAAGACCUGGGAGGGCGGCUGGGACGAGUGUAAGAAGCUCAAGGAGCUCGAGUCAUUACGGGCAAUCGCCUACCACCCCAACAUCAUUCCGCUUUACGACUUCUUCCUCCUCCCUGACACCAAGGAGCUCUACUUCGUCUUCGAGUCCAUGGAGGGCAACUUAUACCAGCUCAUCAAGACCCGCAAAGGUAAGCCCUUGGCGGGCGGCCUCGUCUCCUCCAUUUUUCGGCAGGUUGUCUCUGGGCUACACCACAUACACGAGUCUGGCUACUUUCAUCGCGACAUGAAGCCGGAGAACCUCCUCGUCACGACAACCGGCCUGUACGACUACCGCCCCGUUUCGCCAUAUGCUACCCCGGAUUCGCCGCCCGAGAGUGACGUAGUUGUCAUCGUCAAGCUUGCCGAUUUUGGUCUGGCGCGUGAGACGAAGAGCGAGCCCCCUUACACCGAGUACGUGUCGACGCGAUGGUACCGUGCCCCCGAGGUCCUCCUCAAGAGCAAACACUACUCAAAUCCCGUCGAUAUGUGGGCGCUCGGGACGAUCAUGGCCGAGCUAGUCAACCUCAGACCGCUGUUCCCCGGACAAGGCGAAGUCGAUCAGGUCUCCCGAAUAUGUGAACUUCUAGGCGAUCCAGGCAGGGACUACGGGUUGGACGGCCGAGGGAAGCCCAUAGGUGGCGGGAAGUGGCCCAAGGGCGUUAAGAUGGCGCGAGCAGUGGGGUUUCAGUUUCCGGAGAUCCCGCCCAGAGACUUCUACGCCCUCUUCGAUCGCUCGGUACCUAUGAAGUUGGUCGAGUGCAUAGCCGACCUGCUGAAGUACGAUCCGGACUUGCGUCUCACGAGCCAGCAAUGUGUCGACCAUCCGUACCUGGCGGAGACGACACCGCUCAACAACCCACCGGGCCCGCCGGGUUCCCAAACUGCUGCCAACGGGAAUGGGUUGUAUGCGCGGGCGAACGGCGUCUCUUCGGCGCGAUCGCUGCCAUCCGUCACUCCUCGAAGCGCACCACCAUCGCACUCGCACAACUCGCUUCCAGGAAGGCCGGAGUUCGAGCCCCAGCCAGGGUUGGCAACUGUACAGAUUCCGGAAGUGUCCUCAUCACAUCGCUCGUCGUUCUACGAGUCGAGAAGCCGCGCACAGUCAGAAGCUCGAGGUUUACCGACAUACCCACAGGACGCGGUUCACGGCGUUCGCGUGCCGAAUGGUGUCUCACCUUCGCAGUCGCAAGCUCCCUCCGAGUAUUCCAACGGGUGGCCAUCGUACGCCUCGGAUUCCCAUGGAGCCUGGGACCCCAUGGACAUCUCGCCGCAGGUCGAGAUCCCUCCCGAUGGCUUUCCGCAUUCUAUGGAUAUCCAGACCUCGCCUAUGGUUCGCGAACACCCCCAGCGGCCGGCAGUCGAGGACCCCAUUCAGAACGGCGCGAACGGACACAUCCAGGAGGCUGCGCAACAAGCCUCAGGCAAGCUUGGCAAGUUCAGCUUCACGAGGAAGACGAGCAAGUGGGGACUCGGCAUGUUCGGCCACGGCGACAAGGGCCAGCAAGGCCUCCCUCCCGUGCAGGAGAUCCCUGUGGUGGGGUCUGCCAGCUCAACACCGUCGCUCAAGCGUACACAGUCUUCAAGUACGGACAGUCGUUCGCUAUCGGAGCUGUCUCCGUUACAAGAGGUACCCCGCAUCAUCACGGACCCCAAGCAACGGAAGAAGGAGGCGGCGCGCAUACAACGGGAUGCGGAGAAGCAGCGGCGGUUGCUCGCGGAAAAAACGCAGAAGGAGCAGGCUCGGGCAGUCAUGGAGAAGAGCAAGCGCAUCCGCGACACUUCGGGAGACUUCGAGUGGCGCAGUACACAUGCGGUGGCGCUGCUGCACGGCCCAAGCCAGGCGUACACCCAGCAGAUCCUCUCGGGCAAGCAGCCUGCCGCCGCUGCUGGCCCCAUCCGGCAGACGCAGAGCCACGGCGUCUCGUCAUUCAGCGCUGCGGGCGGCAGUUUUGCGAGCCCCUCCGACGCAAAUCCGCGCGGAGAUUGGCGGAGAGACGAGCGUGUGGCAAAGGCGCGACGGCGAGACUACGACGACGACCAUUCCAUGUCGUCUACCGACUUGCCUAGUGGCGUUUCCGUCAUCUCCUUCGCAACGGUGGACAGUGAUCCUGGUCCAGCGCGCCUACGACAUCGACCGAGCGCGCUGGGCAUCAGUCGCAUGACGUCGAUGUCGUCGCUCGGGACGACAAUGUCGGAAGAGUUCUCGCCACAUGCACGCUCGUCGACGUCGCUGGCGAUGGAGCAGCAGUUCGCGAACGACUUCCACCUCCGCGCCUCGGUCGACUCGUCGUCGAUCUCGGACGGCGGCUCGCCUGCGGUCGCGCCGCUACACAUGCUCUCGCUGUCGUCGCCGAUUCCAUGGGCGCAUCAGGAGAACGGGGAGAACACGGGCGAGCGACCAUCAUUAAACAUCCCGCCGCAGCCGAAGCACCCAACCGGCUUUCAGCCGCAGGGGCCCCUCAGCCCGUACGAGCACGGCCAAGGAAAUGGGCUGGGCUAUCCGUCAAGUCCAGGCGUCGCACCAAAGUCGGCCAUCAACCCCAUGUUCAAAGUGCCGCCAAUAUCCACGACGAUCCUCUCACGACCAGGCUCAUUACCACCCUUCGCCCACUUGGAAGCCGUUGCAGAGGGAGAGUACCCGCCCUUGUCGCCGAUGUCCUUUACGACACCAGACGACAUGGCGAACGACUUCAGCUAACCCUAGUGGUGCCCGUCUUCCGCUCUUAUUCCUUGCUGCCGCUCACGCAUCCGUCCUCAUGGUCUCGCCGCUGCUGUAUAUCCUGGGUCGCCUGUCGCAUAUCACGCUCGUUCUUGGUUGCUAUUUAACGCCCCCAUCACCUGCUCUCAUCUCCGUCCUCACCAUCGCAUGCGCCGCAGCUGCACUGUACAUCGCACCACGUCGCGCCCACCACCUCCGCUGCCUUCCAUGUCGCCCCUCGCUUCUUCCCCUCAUCGACAUGCGGACGCGCCCCCCUCACUGCCCCUCGACCCACGCAUUUGCCCCCUUGCUCAUACUUAUCUGUUGCAUUCAUUCGUUUGUCGCUCUUUGGACCCGUUGUAGUUUUCAGGACUCCCGUUAGUCAUCUGGAUCGCUCUAUUCGCACCCGCACCCGCGCACGCCGCGAACCCGCGGCCGCCGACGUUCACUCGUCGCGCCGGUCCGUGGUUCGCGGCUGGCCGCUGCCGCUGCGCGGGGCACCGCACGCACACUCCCUCACUUUACCUCUCUCAUCUCAUCUCACUCACCCCGUCCCCCUGACGCGCAUUGCGCGUCUCCAUCACCCCAUCGUCGUUCAUACCACGCCUGGCCCGUUCGUCUUCUCCGUACAUUAUAAUUCGCCCCUAUUCCCCCGACGCGCCCGCCAGAGGCGGCUCCGUCGCGUGCGCGGCCGCAUCGCAUCGAUCGCAUAUGCCCGCCCCCGCCGCCCGCGGGGCGCGGCGCCCCAGCUACCACUUACCAUACCUAGACUACAUUUCAAGUGUAUUUGUACUACCACCUCGUGGCCGGCAUAAAAGGAACCCAAACAGCCCAUCCCGUGCGCCGUGUGCGAUGCGAAGACCUCCAGCGGCCUGCUCGGGGCAAGAGCGUGCAAUGCACGCACGCCGUUCCGGCGGAACGUUCGGGGGUCGGUCUCAGCUGGACAGCAGAAGGCGUGCGCAGAAGACGGGCGUGGGUGCGCGUGCCCGGGUUCGCGCGCG
Messenger RNA from Trametes versicolor FP-101664 SS1, 4085 nucleotides. RefSeq names its product kinase-like protein. Bases 1 to 3084 code for a protein of 1027 amino acids. The transcript has 5 exons. The record is from RefSeq and is a predicted model, not a curated record. Lineage: Eukaryota; Fungi; Basidiomycota; Agaricomycetes; Polyporales; Polyporaceae. Gene Ontology annotation, molecular function: protein serine/threonine kinase activity; ATP binding. Gene Ontology annotation, cellular component: nucleus; cytoplasm. Gene Ontology annotation, biological process: intracellular signal transduction; protein phosphorylation.